AUGCAUCAUAUAUCAAAUUCAUUACUUCUUAGUUCUGAGUGUAUAUUGCAAAAAGAAGAUCAAGCAGAAACAAAGCAAUUAUAUCUUGAUUUAAUUUAUGGUACUUCUGAAGGAGAUAAUAAUAGUACUAAUACUAAUAGUUCUAGUUAA
Scutellospora calospora is the source of this 150-nucleotide messenger RNA. NCBI's taxonomy places the organism in Eukaryota, Fungi, Glomeromycota, Glomeromycetes, Diversisporales, Gigasporaceae. The record is from the annotation of a GenBank genome assembly.